UUAGAAGGGUGUUUUGUUAAAUUCCAGUGCUUGAUUUAAUUCAGAGUAUACCAUUUCAGUUAGGGCCCUGAGGUGGCCGAAAAACACUCUUUACUCAGACCUUUCUCAGUCUGACAGGAACACUUGUAAUGCAGGUGAUGUUUUCAGUGAAAGCCCUCAUUUCUGCUAGAAAUCAGUGACGGCAAAACAAGUCAUGUUCAGAGAGUGGCAUGCUUUCCUAUGCUUUGUUUAUGGGAGAUGGAGAAACUAAGGAAAGGUGUGGGAAGUGAUGGGAAGUAGCCAGGAGAGGGUGUGAAAGCUGUGAUCUGUUUGCUGCAGGUGAGCCUGGCAGUGCAUGGUGCCUUGCUCCUUGACAUGGGUCUGCAGGGAAAGAGCUGCUCCCAUUUCAGAUGAAACUGAGAAGAGAUGCAAGCAUGUGAGCUCGUGUCAGCCUGUGAGUCGCAGGGUGACCUGGCUCUUGGGCAAAUAGAAAUGCCCACUCCCCAGGAAUGAGCAAAAAGCAAGUAAACGAUUAGGUGGAUGGUGCCGUAUUAGUGUAAUGAAGCCUUAAGCAAACAUGGGUAGUACUCAGUAUCCCAGACACCGAGUCCUCCAUCUCUUCCACCCAACUUUCUGGCAAAACUGAGGACAGGGAAGUGAAAUCAGCCCUGGGAGGAGACAGAGCCAGAAAUAAAUGAGACUUCUUUAUUCUCUGCUGUCAGAAGAGUUGGACAAAUUCCUCUUCCUUGAAAUUGAUGUAAGUGCUUCUUGCUCCCUGACUACCUGGCAUUUUGGUAGAAUUACUGCUGGGAAAAUAGUGAGCUCUCUAUAGACAGUCCCAGUCCACAACUGCACUUGGCUGUGCUGGUUUUCUGGUCAAAUCUGACACUGGAUAUCUGUGGGUGCAGGAGACAAAUCCCAGGAGAGGCAUGUGAAGGUCACAGCCGGGAUGUAUGCUAGGCUUCUGCAAGCUGAAUGAGCUACUUCUCUGCGAAGUACCUGGGCAGCUGGCACUUUGCAGCUUUGAGCGGACGCGGGGAAAGUCUGUGUCUUUGUGGCUGCCGGCCACGCUUGGGUAAGAGCACUGCCGGCUUCCUGCGCCCGCUGUGCAUCUCCUCUCUUGACCUCAGCUGCCAGCUUCCUUUUUCUGUCACCUACUCCCGUGGCUGCAGCCAAAUGCCUCUUGCAGAGACAGCUACUGCAAAGCUGAGUUAUAGGGGCUUUAGUAGGGCCCACCCUCCUCUGCUGCCCUGCGCCUGCUGUAAAUGGAGCUCCUGAGAACAAGAACUUGGUAUGGCGUGGGACCUUAGGGGAGCAGCUUGUGUAAAAGAGUCAAAACAAAAUGUUUCUCCCUCCAUUUGCCUUUUCCUCACCCAAAAUCCAGCUGAGUGUCUUCACAUUUGCCCUCCCCGCCCCUUCUUUGUGGCAGGGGAAUGGACUAGAUCACUCAAGGUCCUUUGACCCUGUUUUCUCUGAUGCUACAUAAUGCAUGUAGUAUAGACUGAGCAGGCUUUAAAGAAGCUCAGAGACAGAGCAAUCUAGUUGCAAUGCUGUAGAGCUGUGCAUUGGCUAAUUCACCCUGCUAGGCAGUACAGAGCACCCAGCUGGGAAGGAGAGGGUGUGUUUGGAGUUAAAAUAGACUAGCAAAAUUACCACAUGCAACAGGUAACCCCUGUGGUUUGUUCAUAGUGUGAGCUGCCACUAUAUAAAGUUGACUCCUCUACAAAAGCAUACAUAAAUGAGCUGAAACCUCAAGAGGACAGAAAGAUGUUACAGGAUGUGUUGUAGAAGGUCUGAUAAAUGGAUCUUCAUGGACAAUUUGCUCCACUCAUCUUUAAAGAGUUGUGUAUGCAGAUUGGAAAGUGUGCAAAAUUCUGAGUGAGGGACUUAAAUUAAGGCAGAUCAGGGAGGAGCUGGCUUCUGACCUGGCUGUUGGAGGGGAAAAAAAAGAAUUCAGUGGAGCAUUUCUUAAUUUUGGAUGUAAACAGCCUCAGAUGUCCAAAAUGUCAGUAGGCAGCCUGGAUGUGAUCUAUAUCACGAUAGAGUCAGUUAUUGGGAUAUUUGCAGUGGUGGGCAAUGCCUUGGUGAUCUGGGCAGUGAAGCUGAACCCAGCUCUUCAGAAGACCACCUUCUUUUACAUCGUUUCCCUGGCACUCACUGACAUUGCCAUGGGGAUCCUUGUCACACCACUGGCUGUCAUGGUGAGCCUGGGAGUCAUCAUCCAUUUUUACUCCUGCCUGUUCAUGUGCUGCCUGAUGAUGAUCUUUUCUCACGCCUCGAUCCUGUCUCUCCUGGCCAUCGCAGUCGACAGGUACCUGCGAGUGAAGCUGCCGACCAGGUACAGGACAGCCGUCACAAAGAAAAGGAUUUGUGUGAUUCUGGGACUCUGCUGGCUCCUGUCUGUGCUGGUGGGGCUGGUGCCCAUGCUGGGGUGGAACCAGCACAUGGGCAGCUCCAGCUACAUCGAGUGUCACUAUUUGGCUGUGAUGAGAAUGGAUUAUGUGGUGUAUUUCAGCUUCUUCACCUGGAUCCUCCUUCCCUUGCUCAUCAUGUGUGCCCUCUACACCAAGAUUUUCUACAUCAUGUGGAUAAAACUAAGCCCGAGCUCAGCAAGUCCUCCAGGAGGAGGAACAGUUUGUGGGAAGGAAUACAAAAUGGCCAAAUAUCUGUCCCUCAUUCUCUUCUUGUUUGCAGUGUCUUGGCUGCCUCUGGGCAUCCUGAACUGCAUUUUGUACUUCUGCCCCUCCUGCACCAUCCCGCAGCCUCUGAUGUACCUGGGCAUCCUGCUGUCUCAUGCCAACUCGGCCAUGAACCCCGUCGUCUAUGCCUUCAAAAUACAGAAGUUCAAAGAAACAUACACUUUCAUUCUGAGGACUUACAUCCUGUUCCAGAAGUCGGAGUUGGUUAUUUCUAGCGCAGACCACGCACCGGAGCAGGGAGCGAGCACCGUCUGAGCUGUGCCCCACUCAUCAGUCUGUCCGGGCUGGAUACAACAACUGAAACAGCAUGGGAACAACAAGAGUGGGGUGGAAAUGGCACAGGCACCAAGAUGUAUUUCUUGGAUCAUGUGUUCUGAAGCAACAAUUGUGUGUAUAUUUCUGUGUUCAGCUAAUUAAGCUCUGGACAGCGCAAUGCCGAGUUCAGGUUCCUAGCGAACUCCCCAAACAAACUCCCUCCUUUGCAUUUCCGAGGCAAAAGGUGUGAGAGGUUUGGAACAGAGUGGUAGCUCGGCGGGGAAGUGCUGGGGAGAGGUUAGCCUUGCUCCUGCUCUCGGGUGUUUUGCUCCGUUGAUACCAAGCCUGCCCGGGCUCCCGCAGCUGCCGGGAGGUGGCAGCGGUUCCCCGCGGGUCCGGGUCCCCGCUGUGCCCUGACACGAUGCGGGGUCUUCCUCAGCCUCUCGGGGUACCCACUUCCCCAUCCCCGACCCUCUCGCUUGGGCUGGCCCAAAUAUUUCUGCAGCUGCUGGGGCAGGAGCCAGAAGCUCCUACUGACGGUGAAAUGGAGCGCAAGGCUCUUGCACGCAGCCCACCAGCGGGCUCCUGCAGCGAAGCGCAGGUUGACAGUGAGCGCUGACAUUAGCCUUUGGCACUACUUUUGCCCCUGCUAACGGCUCUUCCUUUAAGAGUAUUUCCUUUGUCUUUUCAGCUCUGUUUAAGGAAACUGUUUCUCAAAUUGGUGGAGCUACAAUGAAAUGCUCUGGUGUGUUGCCACGGAACAAACCUCUCUGUAAAUGCUAAGGUACUAUAGGAUGUAACAAGAAGCCCGGACCCUGGCUGUCAGAUUUCUGGUUGCUCAAAGAGCAGCACAGCAAAAUGCAGUCAAGAGGAUCCCGGCUUGGGUGAGGGGCUCAGAGGCCAGCUGCUGGCAGGAGGGUGCUUCAUGGUCCAAAAAUGCUCUGACCUGGCUCAAUGGGACAGCAGCACCCGCUUACGGAAAGGUGCUUUGGAACAGAAGGAAAACAAGCAGCCUUUGCACAAGGUUUUGUUUCACCAGCCCAUAAAAUUUAAUAGCAAUAGAUUGUCCCAUAGCUUUUUCUUAGCCCGUCUUCAGUAAACCUGUGUCCCUGUGCCUGCGCAGGUGUGUGACCUGGGACUGGAAGCCUGCCACUGAGCAGAGGGAAGGGGUUUUGCUUCGUAUCUAGACUGCGGUACACUGAGCCCAUGUUUCCCAGGCUGUAGGUGAGGUGAGAAAUGCUUCAUCAGCUCAUUUCAUGACCCUCAGGCCAGAUCGCACAAGGGGCUGCUGCAGGCAUUACUGCAAGAGGAGGGAACCAUCGCCUUCCCCAGCAGGUACGUGACUAAUCCCUGCUUUCGUUGUCCCAACUCCCUGUGCUUCUAAGGAGAAAUAAAAGACCCGAAGGAAAAAAAGCCCUUUGGGCCCCUAUCCCCGCUGAUGCAGCCGAGGGCGAUGCCAUCAAACCCAGCUGAACUGCACCUGCCCUGACUGGGGCUGAAUCGGGACAUUUCCACCCAGCACCCCCUGUUCCCACCAGGUUCCUGCUGGGGAAGGCACAAGGUGCACUUAUUUUCUUCAGAUGUUUCCUCUGCCAGGCAGCAUCUGUUUCCUGUCCUAAAUAUGACAGAACCAGGUUGCUGGGCUGCUGCAACUCCUCUGUCAUCAACGGAGGACGAACCUCUGCCCUUCCGCUGUCUCUGCCCCGCCUGAGCUCAGCUUCACCCCCAGCCCAGGGAUGCCCUGGGCUGCUGCGGAUGCUGCGUCCCUCCUCGUGGCCCCGCACCCUCCUUCCGUGGGCACUCAGCUCUUCUCCCACUGCAUCCUUCAGCCCCAGCAUCAGGAAAC
Aquila chrysaetos chrysaetos is the source of this 4779-nucleotide messenger RNA. Its product is annotated as adenosine receptor A3-like. Gene Ontology annotation, cellular component: synapse; membrane; dendrite. The transcript is spliced from 2 exons. Gene Ontology annotation, molecular function: G protein-coupled adenosine receptor activity. Lineage: Eukaryota; Metazoa; Chordata; Aves; Accipitriformes; Accipitridae. The record is from RefSeq and is a predicted model, not a curated record. The coding region runs from base 1974 to 2933 and encodes 319 amino acids. Gene Ontology annotation, biological process: G protein-coupled adenosine receptor signaling pathway.